AUGGGCCGCAUGACACGCGCGAAAGCGGCUGAGGUCGCCGACAAGAUGCUCAUCGACGAGGAUGCUGUCCUGAAGCUCCCCAGCGAUGCGAUCGACCCCGCGCUUCACACGCCGUCCAAAUCCGACCGUCCAGCAUUGGGAGAGAUCGAGCCGAACAGUGCAGGAAGCGCGCGCUCCGACAUCGAACUACCGACCGAUCUCAUGAAGGCGACCCGCAGCAGGCAAGGAGAGAAGUCCGGCAAGAAGUCGAACAACAACGGUGUCAUGAGCGCAAGCGCUAGUACGGAGAGUUUACUAGCGCCAGCACCAGAGGUCGUGGCAGAUGAGGCCGAAGUUGCUGGGUCGCCAGCAAGCAGAGCAGCCUCGGACGACUUGAUGAAAGACCUACCCGAACUGGAAAUGUCUCAUUUGCCAGUCCAUGAUAACAGGCCGCAGUCACCUCCAAGCAGCGCCGUCAGAUUGAACAGGAGCCAACUUGCACAGGGCGAGUCUGGCGGGAGCUUCGCCGAGAACGAAGUGAACGCAGCACAGUCACCACAACCAACUCCGCAGCAGGAUUGCCAGGCUUCAUCGAAACACAGCGGCCAGUUGACGGGAACCAUGCCGAACUUCCUUCAAACUAGGAACACUGGCCAACUCGACGACGUACACGACCGCCCAGCCGCAAACGAGCUCAAAUCUGGUGCGCUGGGUCUCGAUCAGUCCACCUACGACAUCCUGGAGGCGGCUGCGAUAGAGGCACAGACACCACCGAAAGCCGGGAGAGUUUCUUUUGGCAACGAAGAUGCAAUCACUGAGAUGGACGCACUGGACGAAGUUGUAGAGAUGGUGAGCGCGGAAGUCCCAGAAGUUCAGCCUUCGCCACAGAAGGCAAAGCCGCGAAAGUCAUCGGCACCCAUCGUACGCAUGAGCAAGGCAGCCCAGGCAAGAAUUUCUCUUGCUCAAGGAAAUGAGAUCGCAAAGACUCCAGCGCUGGGUAAAAGCAGGACUUCCAUGGCAGGACUCGGGCAGUCGAAGCGAGUCGCGUCGGCUUCGAGUGAAGGUCCAGCAGAUGAGCCGAGCGAAAAUAUCGAGGCUGUCAUCCCGCACAGCAAGCCACGACCAAUGUCUCUGCAGUUCCCAACUCCGCCACCUCCACCAAAGUCGACUAAGGCGCCAACUCAAAGCUCUUUCCGCUUGCCAGGUGAAGAGGUCGCCGCGAAGCUCAAAGCGGCGAAGGAAGCGCGGCUCGCUCGUGAAGCAGAAGAGCAGACCAAGAAAGUCUUCAAAGCCCGACCUGCACCUACAACGACCAAAGUACCAGCUGUGCGACAAACGAGUACUAGCAAGGCUCGUCAAUCUAUGGCGGGUGGUGAAGAGCCGAAGCCAAAGACUUUCAAAGCUCGACCAGCACCCACUGCCACAAAGGCUCCGGAGGUGCGACAGACCAGCGCGAGUAAGGCUCGAAUGUCACUCAUGUCUGGAAAACCGGCGACUACCACAACUGCUGGAGUGCACAAGCGCGCGAACAGUGUUGCGACCUGCAGGCCAUCAGUGAGUGGGCGACUGAGCACUAUCAAGACCUCUGCAGCACCAGCAAAGUCUGUAAGCGUAUCGAAGCGGCCUGCAACCGCUAUGGCAACCAUGAGCAAGCCACGAUACAGCAUUGCUCCAUGGCCGUCGAUCGCAUCUUCUGUCAAGCCAAAGGCCGCCGUCACAACCUCCGAGCGGCCAAACUACCUGGGCAGUUCCACACGUGUCAAUGGUGCAUCAACAGCCUCGAAGGGCAAGGAAGUCUUCAAUCGAACUGCGAAUGCCAAGAGCUCUGAGCAGCAGCAGAAGCGAGAGAAGGAAGAGGCCGCGAAGAAAGCUCGCGCUGAGGCUGCUGAGCGGAGUCGUCAGCUCAGUCGAGAGUGGGCUGAGAAGCAGAAGCUCAAGAAGGUGGGCGUCAAGGCUGAUCCGAAGAUCAAGGAGAAUGUCGCACCGGUUCCUUUGACCUCGACUGAGGACGAAGCAGCUCUGAUUGGUGCACCCUCCGCACAGGCAUAA
Molecule: messenger RNA, 2028 nt
Organism: Fulvia fulva
Lineage: Eukaryota; Fungi; Ascomycota; Dothideomycetes; Mycosphaerellales; Mycosphaerellaceae
Exons: 2
Coding region: 1-2028 (675 amino acids)
Source: RefSeq, a predicted model, not a curated record